Messenger RNA from Myotis davidii, 442 nucleotides. Its product is annotated as carnitine O-palmitoyltransferase 1, brain isoform-like. NCBI's taxonomy places the organism in Eukaryota, Metazoa, Chordata, Mammalia, Chiroptera, Vespertilionidae. The record is from RefSeq and is a predicted model, not a curated record. Gene Ontology annotation, molecular function: carnitine O-palmitoyltransferase activity. Gene Ontology annotation, biological process: carnitine metabolic process; fatty acid metabolic process. Gene Ontology annotation, cellular component: mitochondrion. The transcript is spliced from 3 exons. Bases 105 to 371 code for a protein of 88 amino acids.
CCCCCUGCACUGGCCCGGCCACCCCAGCUCUGCGUCUCUGUGACCAUCCCCAGGUCAGUGACUGGUGGGAAGAGUUUGUGUACCUUCGCUCCCGCAACUCGCUGAUGGUGAAUAGCAACUAUUAUAUGAUGGACUUCCUGUAUGUCACACCCACACCCGUGCAGGCUGCUCGCGCAGGGAACGCUGUGCACGCCCUGCUGCUCUACCGCCACCGCCUGAACCGCCAGGAGAUCCUGCCGACGUUGCUGAUGGGAAUGCGGCCCCUGUGCUCCGCCCAAUAUGAGAAGAUAUUCAACACCACGCGGGUGCCUGGGGCCCAGAAAGGUGAGACCCUCUCUCCCCUCCUGGCUCUGGGAGACCGGACAGUGUAGCAGCCAAGAGCGUGUGCGCUGGAGCCCGCCGCCGGGUUGCAUCCCAGCUCCCUCUUCCCAGCCGUGUGGCC